Molecule: messenger RNA, 336 nt
Organism: Phytomonas sp. Hart1
Lineage: Eukaryota; Euglenozoa; Kinetoplastea; Trypanosomatida; Trypanosomatidae
Source: the annotation of a GenBank genome assembly
AUGACCUUCAUCAGCCUCACUCCACCUCUUUUGGCGACUGAUCCGAAACCAAUAGAUCUAAGUAACAACAACGUGCGUCGUACGUUCCCAGUGAUUUAUCAUGCGGCAGGUGUUGAGGCAGGCUACACAAAGGUAGGUAAGUUGGAGCAUGGCGCUGUAGGUGCACAGUGGUUUGUGCCGAUGGUGCACAAUCCGACGAUAGAAAAGGAGACUAUGGAAUACCUAGCAUCCAUGCUGUUGGUUCUAUCGACAUAUAACUCCAUUAUUUUGGAUUAUUAUCAUGCAAAAUGCGGAUUCCCAUUUAGAGGAACUAUUGAAAGGGCUCUAAGUGUCUGA